Messenger RNA from Staurois parvus, 288 nucleotides. The record is from the annotation of a GenBank genome assembly. NCBI's taxonomy places the organism in Eukaryota, Metazoa, Chordata, Amphibia, Anura, Ranidae.
AUGGCGAUGCUGGCUGAACCUCGUAGGAAGCAGAAGUGGUCGGUGGACCCCAGGAACAGCACCUGGAGCAAAGACGAUUCCAAGUUCGGGCAGAAGAUGCUGGAGAAGAUGGGCUGGUCCAAGGGCAAGGGUCUCGGGGCUCAGGAGCAGGGAUCCACAGAACACGUCAAAGUUCAAGUGAAGAACAACACUCUCGGCCUUGGAGCUUCCAACAACUACGAGGUACUGCAGAAGACCAUACAAGACCAUUAUUGGUGUCCUACAGCAGUGUCAACUGGGGAGGUAUAG